Molecule: messenger RNA, 570 nt
Organism: Echinostoma caproni
Lineage: Eukaryota; Metazoa; Platyhelminthes; Trematoda; Plagiorchiida; Echinostomatidae
Source: the annotation of a GenBank genome assembly
AUGAAUGAUCGUUCCGGCACAACUUAUUUCUCCCGUAUCUCUGCAGUGAUGGCACGUGAUUUGGGCUACGACAACCCACAAGCUGUUUCCUUGAAGGAUCCUUCGUUUGCCAACUCACCCGUGCCUAGCCAUUGGCGUGUUUUUGCCUAUGUAUUGGAUGGAAGUCAGCUUGUGGUCGGAUGCUGUGUGGUUGAAGUUCUUACGACGACCUUUAUCACUAGUCAGGGUUACAGCGUUCGUCGUCUGUCUGGCGGUCGCGAGGCGCUUUUAUCUUGGCGCCUCCUAUCUCAAGAGAAAGUUGAAUGCCCCAAACCUGCCAACAUACCUCUAUCCGCUCCAGAACAGCACACACUUCCGCUCCCUUUGUGUGGAGUUCGCAGGCUAUGGGUAUCUGCCAAAUAUCGACGGAAAGGCGUAGCCACUCGAUUGUUAACAUGUGUUUUGUCAAAUCUGAUUUAUGGCCGUGUGUUGCUGAGAUCUCAAGUGGCUUUCGCAGAACCAACUGCCAGUGGAGCAGACUUUGCUGUUGCUUUCACAGGACGAGAAGAUUUUAUAAUUUAUUANUAUUAA